AAUGGGAUCCUUGUUAUCCCUGAGUGCGUCCUGUGGGUUUUGAGGGUAAAUCCCGGGAUUUUGGGCCCCCUUUGGCCCACGGCUGCCCCGUCCCCCCAGGACCUGCAGGCCCAGGACCGCGCCCACCGCAUCGGGCAGCAGAACGAGGUGCGGGUCCUGCGCCUCUGCACCGUCAACAGCGUGGAGGAGAAGAUCCUGGCGGCGGCCAAGUACAAGCUCAACGUGGACCAGAAGGUGAUCCAGGCGGGAAUGUUCGACCAGAAAUCCUCCAGCCACGAGCGCCGGGCCUUCCUGCAGGCCAUCCUGGAGCACGAGGAGCAGGACGAGGAGGAGGACGAGCUGCCCUCGUGGAUCCUCAAGGACGACGCCGAGGUCGAACGUUUGACCUGCGAGGAGGAGGAGGAGAAGAUGUUCGGCCGCGGCUCCCGGCACCGCAAGGAGGUGGAUUACAGUGACUCCCUCACGGAAAAGCAGUGGCUAAAGGUAUCCCUGAAUCCCAAAUCCCCCUCUGGAACUUCCCUCUGGGAUCCCCAUUACAGCGACUCCCUCACGGAAAAACAGUGGCUAAAGGUAUUCCUGAAUCCCAAAUCCCCCUCUGGGAUCUCCCCAGUCCCUCUGGGAUCCCCCCAGUCCCUCUGGGAUCCCCAUUACAGCGACUCCCUCACGGAAAAACAGUGGCUAAAGUCCCUCUGGGAUCCCCAUUACAGUGACUCCCUCACGGAAAAACAGUGGCUAAAGGUAUCCCUGCCUCCCAAAUCCUUCUGGGAUCCCCCCAGUCCCUCUGAGAUCCCCAUUACAGCGAUUCCCUCAUGGAAAAACAGUGGCUAA
Molecule: messenger RNA, 828 nt
Organism: Lepidothrix coronata (blue-crowned manakin)
Lineage: Eukaryota; Metazoa; Chordata; Aves; Passeriformes; Pipridae
Product: nuclear protein STH1/NPS1-like
Exons: 4
Biological process (GO): positive regulation of transcription by RNA polymerase II
Cellular component (GO): nucleus
Molecular function (GO): histone binding; transcription factor binding; ATP-dependent activity, acting on DNA
Source: RefSeq, a predicted model, not a curated record